Molecule: messenger RNA, 1272 nt
Organism: Drosophila suzukii
Lineage: Eukaryota; Metazoa; Arthropoda; Insecta; Diptera; Drosophilidae
Source: RefSeq, a predicted model, not a curated record
AUGAAGCUGCCACUGCUGCUGUUGCUAAUCCAGUCUUGGGCCCUGGUGGCCAGAGCCACUCCUGCCCGACACUGGCGACGUGCCCCCACCCAUGGGGUCUUCAAUGUGGAUGACUAUGCCUAUAACAAGCCCAGGAUGAAUCUGGCUGGUCGCCUGGCUAUGGAGAGUAGGUCUAGUCAGGAUGUUCCUCCAAUGGGUCACUUGCUGCAGCAGAUCUCCCAUCACAGUCGGCGAUCCACGGAGCAAAGGCCUCACUACAGGAACCUCGACCAGGAGGUGGAGGUCCUGCCAAUGGCAGGCCAGGCGAACCAAACAAUUAAAGACCCGGCCAUAAACAUGCAAUUAAUGCCGCUGCAAAUGAACUCGGCUCUGCACGCACAGGAGAAUUUAUACUCGAACGAGUUCCAUGUGCAAAGUAUCGGGGCCAAGAAGAUAGUGCAAUUGAAUACCCUGACCACUGACCAUGAACGUAAACCAGUCGCCGAAGAAGUUAUGAGCCCGGAGGAGCAGAAUGAGCAGCAGGAGCCGCUGAAGGUAAAGCUGACACCGCCAGAGCUGCCCGAGAACAAUGCUGCAACAACAGAGGCCGUGCCUGGACAGGAUAAAGUCGAAAAAGAUGGUGAAGCCUUGGCCUCGAACGCCCCGGUGACAGCUGCCGCGGGGGAUGAGGCAGCCUUGACAAGUGUGAAGAAAACUAUGGCCCCGAGUGGGACAAUUAUCGAUAUGGCAUCGACAGGAAUGCAGCAGCUUGUCAGUCGGCCGACAGCGGAGAAUGCCGAUGACAUGGACACAAAGGCUCACUCCGCCAAGAGGAAGAAGGACGAAACCCGAGUCCGACCGCCUCGGCCCAAGACCAGGCGAAAGCAAACGCCAACAGGAGCAAAAGCGUCUAAUGAAACUGAUACAAAGAUGACAGCGAAUCGGGUUGUGACCACCCCUGGACCAAACCCUAUCCUGGGACCAAGUCCUGCUCCACUGGAUGCGAAGCAGCCGGCGAAGGAAUUGGAAACACAAUCACCGGAAAUCAGCACGCAUCGUCCUUUAACAACGACGAGUAAGAGCAAAGGCAAAGGCAAGGGUAAGGGCAAGGAUAAACGUCGCCAGGACACCCAGAGACGUCCUGCCAACGCGGGAGUAAUGGAGGAGGAAAUUGAAACUACGACAAAUUGGUGGCAGAUUCUACCGUAUGCGGAAAUUAGAAAAUUUUUGAAUACGAUUUACGAUACCAUCGCCGACGAUGUCGACGACGAACGUGCCACGGAUGAUGUGUGA